ACAGAGCAGCGGGACGUGUGAACGGCAGUCACCACCAUGGCUGAUGGAGCGGACCAGGGAGGAGAUCCAGUGGCCUCGACAACGAGGACAGACGAAGCUCCUCCAAUGUCUUCGAUGACGGAGCUCCUGGAAAGGUGUGAUGAUUUGCAGCUGCUUGAAUUGACAAAUCCUUACCGCCAGAGGCUGGAAGAGGCGAUUCAAGAUGCGGUGGAGAAUGUCGUCUUCGUUCUAGCAUACGAGAGAUAUUUCAGUGAGCAAGAGUACAAGCGAGUCAUCAAACGCACGAAGAGAGGAAGCCGUGCGGCCGGUUCCACACUUCUCCUCAACCUGGUGACUGAGAAAGAGCCGCAGGUCCGUAAACUGAUAUGGAAAUGUUUCGUGAAAAUGCACCACCUGCUCCCCAAACUGGAGGAGUUGCUGAAAGCAGUGGGGGAAGAAGGUUCUGAUCUGAUCGAAUCGUUCAAAGCCAUGAAGGUUUCCUCGGAACUACCUGCUCAUCUGAAAGAUGUUCAGCAGAAGCACAUGGACACACUGAAGGCGCAGACUGAAAUACUGAGCGUGAAUACGAUCCUGAUGAUGGAGAAGGUUAAGGUUUUCCAGCUGCUUGAUCGAUACGCUGAGCUCACAAUCAUCUCCACUGUUCGAGAUCGGACACUGGUGGAACAUGAGCUGCUGGCAAGAGGCCGGGACCAUGAAGAGUGGAGAGAGGAAUGUCUCCGGGGAGAACUGGAAAAAAUCAGGACUGAUCAGUUAUUCCAGAACAUUUCGGUGAGCAAAUCCAAAUCUGGGAGUUCUUCAGCCGUGGCCGGAGUCGCGGGGAUCGGAAAAACAACAAUGGUGCAAAAGAUUGUUCAUGACUGGGCUACAGGGAAAAUAUUCCAACAAUUCCAGUUUGUCUUCAGUUUCAAAUUCCGUGAUUUGAACACGAUUAACUGCAGAGUAACCCUGAGGGAACUGAUUCUGGAUCAGUAUCCUCACUUUGAGAAUAUGCUAGGGGAGGUCUGGAAGAACCCAGAGGGAUUGCUGUUUAUAUUCGACGGCCUGGAUGAAUUCAAGGGUAGAAUCGAUUUUGCUGACAGUCGGAGAGACACAGAACCUCAGCACCAGUGCCCAGAUCCCGAGUGGUGGUGUGAAGUGUCUGACAUUGUGUACAGUUUAAUCCAGCACAAGCUGCUCCCAGGGUGUUCAGUGCUAGUGACCACCCGCCCCACUGCGUUACAUUUACUGAAAAAGGCAGCGAUCAGUGUCUGGGCUGAAAUCCUGGGGUUUGUUGGUGAGGAACGGAAGGAAUAUUUCACCAGGUAUUUUGAAGAUCAGACGGUGGCAGCAGCUGUUUUCAAACAUGUGAAGGAGAAUGAGAUCCUGUACACCAUGAGCUACAACCCCUCCUACUGCUGGAUCCUUGUCCUGACACUGGGCCCCUUCUUCACACAAACACACCGGGACCCGCAGCGAGUUCCCAAGACCAUCACACAACUAUAUUGCUACUUUAUCUACAACAUCCUGAAAAACCACGGCCGUGAGAUUGAGAACCUCCGUGAGGUGUUACUGAGGGUUGGUCAGAUGGCCUUCACUGGAGUGGCUGAGAAGAAGAUUGUGUUCACAGAUGAAGAUUUGAUCGAAUACAAUCUGCAGCCUUCCCAGUUCCUGUCCGGGUUCCUGAUGGAACUUUUGGAGAGAGAGGAUUCAGUCCGGAGCGUGGUGUACACCUUCCCGCACAUCACCAUCCAAGAGUUUGUAGCCGCACUCGCACAAUUCAUGUCUCCAAAUCGCGGGGAUAUCACAACACUCCUCAUUGAAGCCCAUGGCAUGACAGACGGGCGAUUUGAAGUAUUUCUCCGUUUUGUCGCUGGUCUCUCCUCCCCACGGUCAGUUUGGAUCCUGGAGGAGUUUCUGGGUAAAUUCCCUCAUCAAAUAAUCUGUCGAGUGAUUGACUGGGUGAAGGGGGAGGUUAAACGCCGCGCUGGAAACACAUGGAGUGAAGCUGGUAAACGGAGCCUCCUGAACACGCUGCACUACCUGUUUGAGUCUCAGAAUCCUCUACUGGCUCAGAAGACACUGGGAUCUGUGGAAUCACUUUCAUUCCAUGGACUGGGACUGACUCCGAUUGACUGUGCGGUCCUGUCUCAUGCCAUCGGGCUCUGUAAUACAAUCAAACACCUCAAUCUGAUGAACUGCCACAUUCAGUGUGAAGGUCUCCAGCGGUUGGGACCAGCUCUGCACAAGUGUCAGCACUUGAGAGACUGGGGUAAGUCCCAGAUGGUAAUUGUGUCACUGAUAAACACUGGGGAUUUGCACCGUCUCCUGUCUCUCUGUAUCCCUCACCCUCACUCUCUCAUCUCCAGGCUAAACUGUGUCGGUCUCACAGAUUCUGGAGCCGAAGAUCUCGCCUCCGCUCUCAGUACAAACCCCUCACUGAAGGAUCUGGACCUGACACAUAACUCCCUUACAGACCGAUCUGUCCCCGCUCUCCGCAAUGUCCUACUGACCCUCCCGAGACUGGAGCUGAUCGAGCUGACGGAGAAUACGUUCAGUCCGACCGGGAAGAAAGAACUGAGGUCGCUGCAGGAACCCAGACCCACACUGACAGUGUUCGUGUGAACAUCUCAGGGUGUGAAUGUCACCGCCCUGGGGACCGGAAUAUUGUUGACCGAUUCCCCGCCCUCCCCUUUAAACCCCAAC
This is a messenger RNA of Leucoraja erinaceus (little skate), 2682 nucleotides long. RefSeq names its product NACHT, LRR and PYD domains-containing protein 3-like. The coding region runs from base 37 to 2601 and encodes 854 amino acids. The transcript is spliced from 8 exons. The record is from RefSeq and is a predicted model, not a curated record. Gene Ontology annotation, biological process: positive regulation of inflammatory response. Gene Ontology annotation, molecular function: protein binding. NCBI's taxonomy places the organism in Eukaryota, Metazoa, Chordata, Chondrichthyes, Rajiformes, Rajidae. Gene Ontology annotation, cellular component: cytoplasm.